UUUGUUCUUUGGGGUAUUUUCUUCCAUCUACCGUGUGAAGUGUGAAAACUGAGAAAAUGUAUACGGUUGAUAAAUAAAUAGGUAACACAAUUAUACUUUAUGUUGAAAAGAAGAAAGAGAAGGUUGGGAAUAUCAUGCAUGGGUUACGAAUCUCAUUGAUUGAAUAUUGAAUUUUGAAGCAUCCCUUCUGCAGUUCAUGUUUUGUGGCAGAAAAUAAAAUGAGAGAAAAAUUCGAUAGGUUCAGUUUCAGGUAAGCAACUUUUUUUUUUUUUUCUGCGUAGCGUAUAGCUCGAGGAAAAUCAACGAUGCUUGGUGGAUCCACUGCUGCAACGAGGAGGGGAAUAUCAAGUUUUCCUCCUUUCUCUCAGAGAUUAAAGCAAACAGAAAAUGAGAUUGUUCAAAUGUUUCGGUUGCCUAAUCCCUAUGAAGGAAACCACCGUAACGGUCCCGUGACAGGAGGAUAUGUGUUGAGGAAGGAACCUUAUUCUCGGACAUUGGAUGAGAGAUUCAUUAGGAUUUUGAAAAUAUUUAAAUGGGGACCUGAUGCAGAAAAGGCCUUGGAAGUGCUGAAACUGAAGGUUGAUGCUCGCUUGGUUCGCGAGAUUCUAAAGGUAGAUGUUGAGGUUAGUGUUAAGACUCAGUUUUUUAAGUGGGCUGGGAGGAGGAGGGGUUUUGAACAUGAUUCAACCACUUACAUGGCGUUGAUUCGCUGCUUGGAUGAACAUAGGAUGUUCGGUGAACUGUGGAAGACCAUACAAGAAAUGGUUAAGGGUUCAUGUGCAAUGGGUCCUGCUGAAUUGUCUGAAAUCGUGAAGAUCUUGGGCAGGACCAAGAUGGUUAACAGGGCGUUAUCUGUCUUUUACCAGGUCAAGGGUCGCAAGUGCAAACCCACAGCGAGCACUUACAACUCUGUCAUCUUGAUGCUGAUGCAAGAGGGGCAUCAUGAAAAGGUCCACGAGUUGUAUAAUGAAAUGUGUAACGAAGGCCAUUGUUUCCCUGAUUCUGUUACAUACAGUGCACUUAUAUCAGCAUUUGCUAAACUAAAUCGUGAUGACUCUGCCAUUAGAUUAUUUGAUGAGAUGAAGGAGAAUGGACUGCAACCCACUGCAAAAAUUUAUACAACUUUAAUGGGAAUAUACUUUAAGUUGGGUAGGGUUGAAGAAGCAUUGGGCCUGGUCAAGGAGAUGAGAGUGAGGCGGUGUCUCCCAACUGUCUUUACUUACACAGAAUUGAUAAGGGGGCUGGGGAAGUCUGGGAGGGUUGAAGAAGCCUACAUGACAUACAAGAAAAUGCUGAAAGAUGGUUGUAAACCUGAUGUCAUUCUGAUGAAUAAUUUGAUUAAUAUUUUGGGAAGAUCUGAUCGCUUAAGAGAUGCCAUUAAGCUUUUUGAUGAAAUGAAGUUACUGAAUUGUGCUCCUAAUGUUGUCACAUAUAAUACCAUCAUCAAAUCUUUAUUCGAGGCCAAGGCACCACCUUCUGAAGCUUCUUCAUGGUUUGAGAGAAUGAAGAAAGAUGGAAUAGUUCCCAGCUCAUUUACUUAUUCAAUUCUCAUUGAUGGUUUCUGCAAAACAAAUAGAGUUGAGAAGGCUUUGUUGCUUCUCGAGGAAAUGGAUGAAAAAGGCUUUCCACCUUGUCCUGCUGCCUACUGCAGCCUGAUCAACACCCUAGGAGUAGCAAAGCGCUAUGAUGUUGCAAAUGAACUAUUCCAGGAAUUGAAGGAGAACUGUGGAUGUUCAAGUGCUCGUGUGUAUGCUGUAAUGAUUAAGCAUUUUGGAAAAUGUGGGAGACUCAAUGAAGCUAUCAAUCUUUUUAAUGAGAUGAAAAAACUUGGAUGCACCCCUGAUGUUUAUGCUUAUAAUGCUCUCAUGACUGGAAUGGUAAGGGCUGAAAGGGUGGAUGAAGCUUUCUCCUUGUUUAGAACUAUGGAAGAAAAUGGUUGCACCCCAGAUAUAAAUUCUCAUAAUAUUGUCCUGAAUGGCUUGGCUAGAACAGGUGGCCCAAAGCGUGCUCUGGAAAUGUUUACGAAAAUGAAGAACUCGACUAUUAAGCCAGAUGGAGUUUCUUACAACACCGUUCUUGGUUGUCUUAGCAGAGCAGGUCUGUUUGAAGAAGCUGCAAAACUUAUGCAAGAAAUGAGUUCAAAAGGGUUUCAGUACGACCUCAUCACCUACUCUUCAAUACUUGAGGCAGUGGGUAAGGUUGAUGAUUGUAAAAUGGUAGAGUCAUGAGAGCCAUCUGGUAUCACCUUUUUGAGUGCUCUGUUAACAAUUAUUAACAAUGCCCUUGAAUUGCAUUAAUGAUUUUGAAUUAAGGAACUAAUUUUUUUUGUAAGUUAAGGGGUUAGGAACAUUCAUUGAAGAAAACCAAUAUUGUAGAAAAAUCCCUCAUGUAUUAGUUUAGAAACCUUGGAAUGUGUAGUGGAUUUUAAUCUGAAUAAGGAUUUUUUUUAUUACAUUUUUUAUGUCA
Molecule: messenger RNA, 2466 nt
Organism: Vigna unguiculata (cowpea)
Lineage: Eukaryota; Viridiplantae; Streptophyta; Magnoliopsida; Fabales; Fabaceae
Product: Pentatricopeptide repeat (PPR-like) superfamily protein
Molecular function (GO): protein binding
Source: RefSeq, a predicted model, not a curated record